This is a messenger RNA of Cydia strobilella, 548 nucleotides long. RefSeq lists its product as uncharacterized. Bases 21 to 548 code for a protein of 175 amino acids. The record is from RefSeq and is a predicted model, not a curated record. The transcript has 7 exons. NCBI's taxonomy places the organism in Eukaryota, Metazoa, Arthropoda, Insecta, Lepidoptera, Tortricidae.
AGCCAUUUAACUACACGAAAAUGUCGGCGAACUUGGACAACCCAAACUUCAUAAGGGAUCGGUUUAAAAACGAGGCCUACAAGCCAAUGAUGCCGACGAAUUUUCGGGAGCGCUUCAACCGGCCCUUCGCGCCUGCCUGGAUGGACUUCUGCGACCCCUAUCAUUGCAAUGACUACCACAAGGUGGCCUGCGGAAUAAACCGGAGAGAGCGCGUAUUCAAAUGGUUCCAGAGCGGCUGCCAUAUCAUCCUCAACAACGAGUGCGCUGACUUUAGAGGCAACCUGAAAUACGACCAAACCGACACGAAGUUCUGCAAUGCCUUCAUACUGCACGUCCGGCAAGGGUGCCGCGACUGCGAACCCGACGGGAAGUUGGUCUGCGCCGUCAGUUUGAUGGACAACCAUGUUACACUGUUCAGAGACCGAUGCGCGUUACAGUCUACCAACUGCGAAUCUAACACAUUCGACGAAUAUGAAGAAGUGGACAUGGGACUCUGCGUGUUCUAUCUCAAGGAAAGGGCGUUGAAAAUAAACAUGGGUACAUACUAA